AUGGAGCAUGACCUUCUAGACGCAGGCAACAGCAUGUGCUGGACCACUGCACAGGGCUGGAUACUCGCCCAGGACCGUGGCACGACGUCUUCUUCGGCUUGUCUAUGGAACCCUAGCACCGGCACCAAGCUACCCUUGCCAGAUCUCGGAGAGGAACACCAGAUCCCAUACCAAUGCAGAUGCCUGCUCUCCCACAAGGACCCAACUCACCCAGGAUGUGUUGUAGUGCUCUUCAAUAACACCGCGCCUGAUCUCUGGUACUGCCACACCACCGGCGAUGGCGACAACAGCAGCAGGAGGUGGAGACAUUACUCAUAUGACAUCGGUAACCAUCCUUCUAUACCAGAGCCACCGAAGGGGAAAAAGGCACGCCUCCGUUGCCGUCGCCGUCCUACCAAGAAGAUGAUCACCUUCAUGGCUUCCGUACAAGGAAAAAUCUACUUCACCAAUUUGACUAAAGGCAUGUGCGCCAUGGAUUUCUCAUCCUGCAAUUCCACAACAAAUCAUCAAAACCACCCUACAUUCCAAAAAUUCAAUGUCCCUUUGGCCCGUCUCCCUAAAGGAUUGUCCAUUGGUAGACACUGGUUGGUUGAGUCGCAGGAUCAACUCUUUUUAGUCACCACCUGCUUCAUUGGCUUUGAUCUAAACAACAUUGGCACCGUAGAGGUGCAUAGGAUGGAUUUCUCCUCAACACAAGCUUGUUGGCGCAGUGUGCAUGACAUUGGAGAUGUUGUGUUUCUCUUGGAGGGUACAAACAUGGCGGCUUCUUGCUCGGCAAGCGCUCUGGGACUGAAAGCAAUCCAGAUAUUCUUUAUGAAGAAUUUCAUGGAUGAUGAUGCUGAUUUGUGCAUUUUUGACUUAGAAACAAACACCCAAGAGAUUACCCGAGUCCACCAUCAUGACAACUUGAUUCUCUGGCGCAAACCUUUCUGGAUUGUGCCACCUAGCUAG
Miscanthus lutarioriparius is the source of this 951-nucleotide messenger RNA. Lineage: Eukaryota; Viridiplantae; Streptophyta; Magnoliopsida; Poales; Poaceae. The record is from the annotation of a GenBank genome assembly.